Molecule: messenger RNA, 582 nt
Organism: Leptosomus discolor (cuckoo roller)
Lineage: Eukaryota; Metazoa; Chordata; Aves; Leptosomiformes; Leptosomidae
Source: RefSeq, a predicted model, not a curated record
GCUGCGCUCAGCGCCGAUCCCACCGUCCUGGGCAAGUACCGGGCUGGAUUCAACGAGUGCAUGAACGAGGUGACGCGGUUCCUAUCCACCUGCGAAGGGGUGAACACCGACGUGCGUACCCGCCUUCUCAGUCACCUCUCGGCUUGUCUGGGCCAGAUCGUGGCCAUGAACUAUCCGCCGCCACCGCCGUCCGCUCAGCCCGCACAUCUGGCACAGCAGCCUCUGCACGUCCAGCUGCCCCCUGCAGCAGCCGGAGCCGUGCCCGUGCCCUGCAAACUGAACCCCGCUGAAGCCCUGUCCCCCAAGGUCUAUGGGGGCUUCCAGCUCGUCCCUGCUACCGACGGCCAGUUUGCUUUUCUCAUCCCGAACCCGGCCUUUCCUCCCAGUUCCGGACCAGUUAUUCCCCUGUAUGCCAAUGCCAACGUCCCGGUGUCCGCAGGCAGCGGUUCGGGGAAUGCGGCCGCCACCCCAUCAGCAUCCCCGGUGCAGGGGUUGACAUCAUUUGGGGGCAGCAUUGUUCCAGCGUCCCAGGCGGGAAGUCCCAUCGGAGAGCGCAGUGAAUCGGUGUGGAGGCCUUGGUGA